CGCUGCCGGCGGCCCCAUGACGGCCGAGCUGCGGGCCCGGGGCGGCGGCGGCGAGGCUGCUGAUGGAGAUCUCAUGGAAGCAGUCACCUUCCUGACAGAGGACCCUGCUCCAGAGCCAGUGCAGAACCCAGCUGCUGCAGAGCCAUCCGCCUGGGAAGGGAGUGUGGUGGGCAAACAGCUCCCACAGGAUGUUGGUGCUGCACCUGCCCCUCACAACCAAGACAACCUCCUCACAGCCAACACUGUCAGACCACUGGAAUCACCAAAAGCUCCAGCUGCAGAAAGGGAUGCAGCUGAAAGACCACAGGAUGCCCAUGCUGCUGAAAACAAAAACCGCUCCAAAAGGAAACGCUGCGAAGUCUGGGGAGAGAACCCCAAGCAGAAUGACUGGAGAAGAGCGGGUGACUGGCCUGUUGGAAUGAAAAAUAUAGGAAAUACAUGUUGGUUUAGUGCUGUUAUACAGUCUCUGUUUCAGUUACCAGAUUUCCGGAGGCUGGUCCUUGGAUACUCCCUCCCACAGAAUGUGCUUGAAAGUUGUCAUAGUCACACUGGAAAAAGAAAUAUUGCAUUCAUGCAAGAGCUUCAGUGUCUGUUUGCAUUAAUGCUGGGAACAUGGCGUAAGUUUGUAGACCCUUCUGCAGCACUGGAACUCUUGAGGGACGUGUUUAGAUCAGCUGAACAACCACAGCAAGAUGUGAGUGAAUUUACACACAAACUACUGGACUGGCUGGAGGAUGCAUUCCAGCUCACUGUGAAUGUCACGAACCUUGGGGACAAAUCCGAAAACCCAAUGGUGCAGCUCUUCUACGGGACUUUCCUGACUGAGGGUGUCCAUGAGGGCAACACUUUUUCCAAGAUUGAGACCUUUGGUCAGUAUCCCCUUCAGGUGAAUGGUUACCGGAACUUGAAUGAGUGCUUGGAAGGAGCCAUGGUGGAGGGAGAGAUGGAUGAGGCAACAGCAUCUCAGUCAGUGAAGUAUGGACAGGAGCGCUGGUUUACAAAACUCCCACCAGUUCUGACCUUUGAACUCUCCCGAUUUGAGUUCAAUCAGUCACUAGGACAGCCAGAGAAAAUUCACACCAAGCUAGAGUUUCCCCAGACUAUAUAUAUGGACAGGUACCUCUACUGCAAUAAAGAUCUUAUUCAGAUGAAAAGAGAGGAAAUGAAGAGAUUGAAGGACAAAAUAGUGACUCUGCAGCAGAAACUGGAAAGGUACAUGGAAUAUGGCUCUGGCCCAGCCCGCUUUCCACUGCCUGACAUGCUGCAGUAUGUGCUCGAGUUCAUUGCUACAAAGCCAGCUGGGGCUGUUUCCUCUGCUCAGAGCUCUCAAACAACACCCCUGCACUCCCAGGCCAAGCCUAAUGUUUUGGACGUGCUUUCACAGCCAAACAGCAUACAAGAAAGGACUGAUACUAGGAGUGAAGAUGAAGCUUUCUUUGUGGCAAAUUCUUCACCACAGCAGAGCUCCAGUAUGGAUCUCCAGCCUCCUGUUUCACCUGCAGAACUGUCUGAACGUCCAGCUCCUCACGUGGUCUCUAAGGAAGAGCUGAACCUGGUUCAGACGUGUCUGCAGCGAUGGAGAAAUGAGAUUGAGCAGGAUGUGCAAGAUCUGAAGGAGUCUAUUGCCAGAAUCAACCUGUCCAUCGAACAGAUGUACUGUGACCCUCUCCUCCAGCAGGUUCCCUAUCGUUUGCAUGCGGUCCUGGUCCAUGAGGGACAAGCAAAUGCAGGGCACUACUGGGCCUUCAUAUAUGACCAGCCCCGUAAAAGAUGGCUCAAGUACAAUGACAUCUCAGUGACAGAGUCAUCGUGGGAAGAGCUGGAGCGAGAGUCAUUUGGAGGCUUGAGGAAUGCCAGUGCCUACUGCCUGAUGUACAUCAGUGACCAGGUGUCCCCUGUUGGUGCAGAUGAGGAUGAGGGCCCAGAGGCUAGACAGCUCCAGAAAGAAGUGGAAGCUUUGUCCCCAGAACUGAGACACUACAUCCAGGAGGACAACUGGCGCCUGGAGCAGGAGGCAGAGGAGUGGGACGAGGAGCAAUCUUGCAAGAUUCCUCAGAUGGAGCCUUCACCUACUUCUGAAUUGCAGGACCUCUCCUCUGAGUCAGGACCAGAGCAGUCAUCAGUGUGUGAGCCGAGCGUGCACUCCCUGUCCUCGGAGCAUGCCAGGAUUGCCAAGGAGCAGACUGCCAAGGCCAUUGCCAACACUGCCGAUGCCUACGAGAAGAACGGCGUCGAGGCAGCUCUGUGCGAGGCAUUCCAUGAGGAGUACUCCCGGCUGUACCUGCUUUCCAAAGAGACCCCAACCCCCCAGAACGAUGCCCGCUUGCAGCACGUGCUCAUCUACUUCCUGCAGAACAACGCUCCACAGCAGGUGGUGGAACGGACCCUCCUCGAGCAGUUUGCAGACAAAAACCUCAGCUACGAUGAACGGUCCAUCAGCAUCAUGAAGGUGGCACGGGCAAAGCUGAGUGAAAUCGGUCCUGACGAUGUUGACAUGGAGGAGUACAAGAGAUGGCAUGAAGACUACAGCCUUUUUCGCAAGGUGUCCAUUUACCUGCUGACAGGGUUGGAACUCUACCAGAAUAGAAAGUACCAAGAGUCACUCACCUACCUGGUCUACGCCUACCAAAGCAACACCAAGCUGCUGCUGAAGGGAACCAACCGAGGCGUGAGCGAGUCGCUGAUCGCCUUGUACCGGAGGAAGUGUCUCCUGAAGCUGAACGAGGUGGCAGCUUCUCUUUUUGUCAGCUGUGAAGAAGCUCAUGUGUCAGAGGGUGUGAGCAUCCUGAAUGAGCUGAUCAUCCCCUGCAUGCAUCUCAUGAACAACUUUGAGAUCUCCAAAGAGGACCUGGAUGCCAUCGAGGUCAUGAGGAACCGCUGGUGCUCCUAUCUGGGACGAGAAGACAUGGAUGCAAAGCUGCAGAUGAAGCUGGGUGAGCUGCUGCCCCGGCUCCUGGACGGCUCCACUGAGGUCAUUGUGCUGAAAGAGCCCCCGAAGAUCCGGCCCAACUCCCCUUACGACCUGUGCAGCCGCUUUGCGGCCGUGAUGGAGUCCAUCCACAGCGCCUCGGCCGUGGCGGUGCAGUAGCCGCGGGCCGCGCCGGGGCUGCAGCGGGGAGCAGAGGGGCCCUUUGGAUUCCAAGCUGUGUUCUUUGUAAAUACGAGUGGAUAAAAAGCAGUAUUGCACUUGUGAGGCACAACGUAAGGCAGUAACACAAAGGACCUGGACCACUGUUACAGUGCAAGGUGCAGGCCCCAGCAGCACUGCAGGGCCCAGCCGGGCUCCAGAGGCUCUUCUGUCCUGGCAGCCUUCUAGAUGCAGCCCCUGGGCCCACGAUGGCACAGGAGCCCAACUCUGCUCAGCACUGCGCACUGGGGCUGGGCUGUCGGGCACUUCCACAGCUCCCUGAAUGGCCACUGCCAGAGGCUACAUGUUCCAGUCCAGCCAGGCUCCUGCUCACAGGAGCCUGGGCUGAGUGAGGAGGAGGCAGCAAGGAGCAGUGGCUCGUGCUCUGCAGCGUGGGCAGUCAUGCACGCAGCUGUAUGUUGUGGUCAAGUGAAGCAGGCUUUUGCCUUUUGUACUCCAGCUGGCACCAGAAACCACACAGGAGCCUUCCUUGAAGAGACACAGGCAAAUCCUGGCAGUGAGGAGCCAGGACGGGGCUGUGGGUUUGUGCCUGGCAGGAGCUGACUGGCUCAGGGCAGUCGCAUCACCCCAAAGCAUAUUCUUGUGGCCGGAAAGCAAACUUCCUUCUCCCCUCGGGUGGUGGGUCAUGGCUGGAUUACUGUCAAAGGGAACUGUGAGGGCUCAGAUCAGCCCCUUGUGUUGGUGGUGGGUGUUUGUGUUGACUUCGUUAACAAAGUGCCCUGUUGACAUUUCCUUUUGCGGUCGCCCUGUGCUUGGAUUUGAGCUGCAGCAGUUGUAAGCCAAAAGUUCUGAUUCAGUGGAGGAGGAUCCUGUUUUUUGGAACUAUGCAGAGUUUUCUAACAGUGCAAUAAAAGCAUUUGUUCUAUGUUAGAAUGAAAAA
Serinus canaria (Common canary) is the source of this 4028-nucleotide messenger RNA. It is a transcript of the gene USP28, whose product is annotated as ubiquitin specific peptidase 28. The transcript is spliced from 23 exons. Bases 17 to 3088 code for a protein of 1023 amino acids. The record is from RefSeq and is a predicted model, not a curated record. Gene Ontology annotation, molecular function: cysteine-type endopeptidase activity; cysteine-type deubiquitinase activity. Gene Ontology annotation, cellular component: nucleus; cytosol. Lineage: Eukaryota; Metazoa; Chordata; Aves; Passeriformes; Fringillidae. Gene Ontology annotation, biological process: DNA damage checkpoint signaling; protein deubiquitination; regulation of protein stability.